AAGGCUGCGGGUAGGAGGAAUGAGGACGCACGCGCAGUUCUGCGUCGGACUCCGUUCUCCGGAUUUUGGACCACCCUUGAUCUGGAGUUCUUAGCACAGUGCAUACAGCAGGUGCAUAAUGAGUACAUGUGGAUGAUUAAAAUGACUGAAUUGGAUUCAAUAGAGGAGUCUGGCACCUCAUUCCUCCAGGCUUCCAGCCCUGCAUCCCUGGACCUUGACUUUCUCCUAGAGGGAAACACAGUAGAAGAGAUGGCUUCUGUGUUGCUGACAGCCAGGCCCCAGGAAUCAGUGACAUUUAAGGAUGUGGCUGUAAACUUCACUCAAGAGGAGUGGCAACAACUGAACUCUGCUCAGAGGGCCCUGUAUAGAGAUGUAAUGUUGGAGAACUAUAGAAACCUCAUCUCACUGGGGUUCUCCAUUUCUAAACCUGAUGUGAUCUUCCAAUUGGAGCAAGGAGAAGAGCCAUGCAUGCUUGAUCUACAAAGAAUUGAAGAAAGAGAGGUCUCAAGAAAUACCUAUGUGGACAGCGAGAGUAAAACCAAGACCCAGGGGUCAACUCCAAAACAGGAUAUUUCUGAAGUAGAAUCAUCAGGGAUGUUAAUGGAAAGAUUCACAAGAGAAGUUACUGUACCAGAGGUUAGAUUGGAGAAGAAAAGAGAAAAUUCUGAAGGGAAGACAAGGAGAAAAUCUAUUUCCCACAAGAGAAAUCUCAAGAAAAUGCCAAUAAAUGAGCAAAAAAAUUCCAGUAAGGAGAGAGGCCCUGAAUGUAAUCUAUGUGGAAAAACUUUCAGACACAGAAGUAGCCUUCGGAGACAUCAGAUUACUCACACAGGAGAAAGACCUUAUGAAUGUAAUGAAUGUGGGAAAGCUUUCUUUGACUGUUCAUCCCUUACUAUACAUGAGAGAAUUCAUACUGGAGAGAAGCCCUAUGAAUGUGAUGAAUGUGGGAAAGCCUUCUUUAACUGCUCAAAUCUUACCAGACAUCAGAGAAUUCAUACUGGAGAGAGUCCCUACAAAUGUAAUGAAUGUGGGAAAGCCUUCAGACAUAGCAGUAGCCUUAGGAGACAUCAAAUGACUCACACAGGACAAAGACCCUAUGAAUGUAAUGAGUGUGGGAAGGCCUUCUUUGAUCGCUCAACUCUUAUCAUACAUGAGAGAAUUCAUACUGGAGAAAAACCCUAUGAAUGUGAUGAAUGCGGGAAGGCCUUCUUUGACAGAUCAUCCCUUACACAACAUCAGAAAAUUCAUAGUAAAGAGAAGCUCUAUGAAUGCAGCGAAUGUGGGAAAGCCUUCAACUUGAGAAGGCAUCUUAACCGACAUCAAAUAACUCAUACCGGAGAAAAACCUUAUGAAUGUAGUGUAUGUGGGAAAGUUUUCAGUCGCAAGUCGUCUGUUAUCCAGCAUCAACGACGUUAUGCCAAAGAAUAACCCUAGGAAUAUCAUGAAUUGAGGGAAAACUUCAGCCAGACUUAUCACUUUAUUAAAUGCUCAAGAGUCAAGGUGGGACAACAGACCCCCUUAAAAACUUUAUGUUGAUCUCCCCUAACCUAAAUAAACCCUUUGUUCAAGCCUAUUAACAUUUUUGUUUG
Molecule: messenger RNA, 1589 nt
Organism: Dromiciops gliroides (monito del monte)
Lineage: Eukaryota; Metazoa; Chordata; Mammalia; Microbiotheria; Microbiotheriidae
Product: zinc finger protein 2-like
Exons: 6
Coding region: 127-1428 (433 amino acids)
Biological process (GO): negative regulation of transcription by RNA polymerase II
Molecular function (GO): DNA-binding transcription repressor activity, RNA polymerase II-specific
Source: RefSeq, a predicted model, not a curated record